AUGGAGUCCGUCUCAACUUUGUCCUUAAAUUCCAGUGCUAGCAGUAGCACCACAAUCGAUGGGACCUGCCCACCUACAAUAUAUGAAAACGUCUGCAUGAUCUAUAGUCGCGACAGUGGAAGCAUCUUGAGUUAUAGAAAAUUCAACAAAUUUGCAGAUGAUUUAACAAAUGAGAUCCUCAAUGCCAAGCAUUUCCCUUACAAAGAAGGAUUUUCUCAAGCAGCAAUAGGUGAUAAGUACUUUGUGUGGGAAAAGCAACUUGGCAAAACAUUACAAGGGGUUGUUACUUUGCAAAUCUCGGUCACAGAUUUUGUGCUUUGGUUUAUCAACUUAUUGAUCACUCUGUCAAGAGUGGCUUUCCCUAAAAUCAACAACUUGUCUGAGUAUUCGGACUUGGUGACUGAUGCUUUUGCUACAAUGUUGAAACACACUGUUGAACACGAUAUGUGGAAUGUUCUUGGUAGGGACCACUUCAAAAAAAGUGUUGAAUUUUUCACAUCCCGUGGCCAGCCAUUGGAAGCUGUCCUUCCUGCUUUUCCUUGCAAAUCUUCAAACUAUGAAAAAGUAUCUGGUGAUUUACCCGACAAGGGGGAGGAGCUAGCAUUGAAAAGGUUGAUUUAUUUUGCUGACCAAAUUGAAAAGAUAUAUCCACCAGGAAUAGUAAUUUGGAUUGUGAGUGAUGGUCAUGUGUUUAGCGAUUGUAUCGCUGUUGACGACUCAAAAGUCAAUCGAUAUUCGGCUGCAUUGCAGCAAAUGUACAAAAAGAUUAAACUGGCAGACUCGUCACCACUUAGGUUCUGUUCGUUGCCAGAAAUAUUUGAAUUUUCAAAAGAGCUUCCUGGAAUGGUUGAAAACGUUGAUUUGGGCCAUUUCUUAGGUACAGAAAUCGAUCCGGUAUCGGAAGUGUGCCGGAAGAUAUUGAUAUCAUCGUGUGAUACAGACAAUGGUAAAUUGAGGGAGGACAUAAAAACACCUGGACAUGCUAGACUACAUUUGUUCCGCGGCUUCUCAAAAUUUAUGACUGAAGAUUUGCAAUUUCAUCCCAAAGUCGGCAAAAUGACAAGAAAAAAGUUCAAGAAGAUUGUCGGUCUAGUGGCUCAUGAAAUGAUCAAACGGAAUGACGCCUAUUCAAAUUUGGUGGAGUUGAUGUUCCCCUUCCAUUUGAGAUUUUCCAUACAUGCACACAACAAUGCUGGUCCCAAGUUCGGAAUUUCCUUGUUGAGUCAAAAUGGAACAGAGCAGUGCCUCCCAAUUGAAAAUAUCCAAAAUCACAAAGAGCCCAAAUGUACUGAUCUUUUGCACAUUCCUACUCCGUGGCAUAAUUCCAUUGUGAGAAUUGGUGACGAUGAGACGUAUUAUGUCAUUAAGGCAGCAAAAGUCGUUCAAGAUUUGGACGACGGGUCUGGCAGUGGAGGCUGGGAUCCGAAAAAUCUCCACUAUGUUUAUACAGCUAAUUAA
This is a messenger RNA of Lodderomyces theae, 1458 nucleotides long. It is a transcript of the gene DIT1, whose product is annotated as Dit1p. The transcript has a single exon. Bases 1 to 1458 code for a protein of 485 amino acids. The record is from RefSeq and is a predicted model, not a curated record. Lineage: Eukaryota; Fungi; Ascomycota; Pichiomycetes; Serinales; Debaryomycetaceae.